This is a messenger RNA of Malania oleifera, 4183 nucleotides long. RefSeq lists its product as uncharacterized. NCBI's taxonomy places the organism in Eukaryota, Viridiplantae, Streptophyta, Magnoliopsida, Santalales, Ximeniaceae. The record is from RefSeq and is a predicted model, not a curated record. Bases 440 to 4066 code for a protein of 1208 amino acids. The transcript has 5 exons.
CAAAUCUCGUAAGGGCAAUCCAGUCUGACAGGCACGAAGUCGCCUCGAUGUCGCAUUAAUUUCGAUUACACAAAAAACACAACAUUGCGCCCCCCUCGCUCUCUCUCUCUCUACCGUCAUUUUUUCUCCCACUUUUCUCCCCCACAAGGGCCACUUCUUCAACCCCGGCAAUAUCUGGUUCUCCCGUAAUUUUCCUCUCUUUCAAACCCAAGAAAUUUCCCACAAUCGCUCCGUUAUCCGGCGAUCUGUUCUCUCGCCGCCGUGCUGUUUAGGGUUUCUACAGUUCCAGCUUUCCAAUCCUCGCGACAUUUCUUGUAUUCUUAGAGGAUUGGCCAGUAGCGUUUCGGGGUCUGAUUCGAGCGCUGCUCCGAGCGAUUUGUGCGAAUUAGGCUUUGGAAUUUGUGAGACCUUUUUCGUGUGAAUUGUGUGGUAUUCGGUCAUGCCGCGAAGCUCUCGGCACAAAUCGAGCAAGCAUAGUUCCAGGGACGCUAGGGAUUGCUCCGAUUCCGAGAAAGAUUCGGGCUUGAAGGAGAAGAAGGCGAGGGAGGAGACGGGAGCUAGGGCUGGGAAGGAUUCCGGGUCUGGAGAGAAGCGGAAACAUGAUUUGGAUGCGAAGGAUUUGAGUGGUUCGAGAAAUGGUGAAUUUGAGGAAGAGCACAGCGGGUCGAAGAGGCGAAAAGAUAGGGGUUUUGACGAUGAUGGCGUCGGUGAUCGGUGGAAUGGGGGGGAAGGUGAUAGGGUGGAGAAAGAUGGUGAAAAAUCGGCGAGGUCAAAGGCGGCGGGUGAUUCAAGGAGGAGUAGUAGUAGGAGGCAUGACGGGUCGAGUGAGAGAAGGGAAGAGACUGAGGAGACAAAGAAAAGUGGUAGUAAAAUUAAGUUGGAGAGGAAUUCGAGCCGGAAAGAUGGUGAUAUAGAGAGGGAGAAGAAGGGUAGAGAGGGGAAAAGUGAGAAAUUGAGUGAUGGUGUGACGGGGGCAGAUGUUAUCGAUAGGGAUGUGAAUAGGAAGCAUGGAUCCCAAGUGAGGGUGGGUGAAGAAGAGCGCAGGGUUAAGAAAGUGCAAGAAAAUACUGAGUCCAAGGUACAGGAUGGAUUGCAGAAACCUGAACCUGAGAGUGAGCUUGAAAAGCGAACCAAGAGGAAGCGAGAUAGCUCUACUAAUGGAGAGAAGCAUGGAGAAGAUAUACAUACUAGCAAUGAUAGACAAUUAUCUUCCAGGGAUGAUAUUUCCAAGGAUGGAAGGCAUAAGGAUGAAAGAUAUAGAGAUAAAUUCCAAGAAGAUUUGGUCAAGGACAACAAGCACCAAGAUGACAAGCGGAGAGAUGAACAGUCCGCUAGAGAGCGUACUAGCAGCAGGUCUGAUGAUAAGCAGUAUAGGGAUGGAAAGGAUACUAUAGAAAUCCGACAAAAGAAAUCUAAGCCUCAGGACCGUGACAGAGGUCGCGAUCGUGAACGUGAUCGAGAGCAUGAGCGUGAUCGUGACCGUGAUCGCGAGCGAGACCGAGAUCGAGAUCGUGACCGCGAGCGUGACCGUGAUCGUGACCGUGACCGCAAGCAUGAUCGUGAUAGGGACCGGAAUUAUGACCGUGAUCUUGACCAUUACCGUGAUUCUGAUGGUUACUAUGAUCAUGAUCGCGGCCGUGAACGUGACCGUGACCACAUUUCAAAUAAUGAUGACAGAAGUAGUGGAUACAGAGACAAAGGGAAGAAAAGAUACCCUGAUGAUAAUGAUGAUCGCAAUGAUUUAAAAUCUAAAGGUGUCAAAGUUCACCAUUCAGACUUGGAAAAGAGAUCUUUAAGUAGUAGUAAAGUAGAUUCUGAUGCUGAUAAGGGAAGGUCUCGAUUGCAUCAGGCCUAUGCAGACACUAACAACAGUAUCAAUAGACACUACUAUGAGGCCCAUCAAAGCAAUGAUGAGUACAGAUAUUUUAAACAAGAAAAUUUGAAGUAUGGGGAUUAUGUGUCAGAGCAGAGAACCAAUGCCAGUUCUGUGAGAGAAUUUUCUGCUUCUGGAGCACCAGACAGAGUGUCUAGGUACAGAUCCUUGGAGAAUCCCAUCAAAAUGGAUGGCAAUCUUUUGGGGGAAUUAUCAAUUGAAAGGUCAUCAAGUUCCAAGGCCUCACCUAUGGGCUUAACAGAAAGAUCUCCUUCAUUGACGAGCAUAGACCGUGGAUACAUGAGUAAAGCUGGCGUGAGACGUAGUCUUGAUGUUGAUGAAACUGGACGGAAGAGCAGUGGUUCUAAUGAUGCCAGAGAUAGCUCAGCAAAUGAGGAUCGACUUAGUCGGGAUAUCCCUUUAGAUAAACGUUUAGUGGAUGAGUCCUCCCAAGCAGAUUCAUUGUUACAUAAUAGAACUGGUCAAAACAGUUCGUCUUCUUUUCCGAUUCCUCCGCAAUCUGCUUUCAGGUCUGGGGUUGAUAGCCCCUCUUUAAGGGGUUCACUGGAAGAUGAUGUCAGGGGUAACUCCAGUAUCCAUUACAGGACAGGUGAUGUAAGAGGGCAUGUGAAUGCAUUGAAGGGUGUGUCAAACUGGUCUUCCCCACUGCCAAAUGGUUUCAUUCCUUUCCAACAUGGGCCGCCUCAUGGAGGUUUUCAGGGGAUGUUGCCACCUUUUUCUUCUCCUUUGUUUGGUGUUAGGCCUGCAUUGGAAAUAAACCAGUCUGGAAUACCUUAUCAUAUUCCUCAUGCUGACCGGUUUUCUAGUCAUUUACGCCCAAUUGGGUGGCCACAUAUGGUGGAUAGUCCUGGCCCGUCUCAUUUGCAUGGAUGGGAUGGACACAACGAUGUCUUUCGGGGUGAAUCUCGCAUGUAUGGGGGGCCUGAAUGGGAUCAGAACAGAAAUUCAAUGAAUGGUCGGGGAUGGGAAACAAGUGCAGACAUGUGGAAGGGACAAAAUGGUGAUGUGAAUAUGGAGUCUGUCUCUGCAUCCCAGAAAGAUGAUUAUCCUGUAAGGCCUUCAGCUGAUGACGAGUUGCCUGGAUUAGUAGAUCAGAAAUCUCAGAGUGAAAUUAACCAUCAUGGAGUUCAGGUGGUAAGCGUGGGGACAAAGAGGUCAACUGGCAGUCCAUCAAAAGAGAUUUCUGUAUCUCCUCCUAAAAGUGCCCAUGAAAAGACACCUGAACCUUCUAAAAUAUCAACUCACGGUGAUUCUAAUUUUUGCUUAGCUUAUCUUUCUAAGCUUGACAUUUCGGCAGAACUUGUCCGUCCAGAGUUGUAUAAGCAGUGUGUGAGCUUGCUGGAUUUGGGACAAGGUGCAAAUGUUGUUGAUGACGUUACUAAUCAUGUAAAGUUGGAGGAUACUUGGACACAGGGACCAAAAGUCCUAGAUGGCAUGCUUAGUGCUAAGCUUUUCCCUACUGUGAAGGAUUCUGUUCUCCAGAGAGCCAUGGAUUUGUACAGGAAGCAAAUGGUGGAAGUUAAGGGCGUACCAAUUUCUAAUGGAGGGAGAGUAAAUAUUUUUUCCGCUUCUGGUCAGGAAAAAGUGGAAGAGCAUGUCCCAGUCUCUGAUGAGGAGAGAAGUGAGGAGCCUGUGCUUUCUUCUGAUCCAGAAUUGUCAAAGGAGCCAGUUUAUACUUCUGAUCAGGAAAAGUCGAAUGAACUCAUUCUAACCUCUAGUCAGGAGAUACAGAAGGAUCCCGAAGACACUUCCAGUCAUGAAGUGCAAGAACAUGUGCACACACCUAGUGUGGCCUCAGAAACCCCUGUCGAAGCUCUCAGUUCUGAGAACCUAGAGGAGCCACAGAUUAUCAGCUCAGAGAAAAUGGACGCAGAGACUCCUGAUGAGGAUAAACCGGUGGUUCAGGAUUGUAGCUUGUCUCUUGAAAAUUCUUCACAAACCCCUACCAUCCCCCUUCGGGAAGAUGAGGAGGUUGAUGAGUUGAGGGGAGAAGGGAGUAAACAUUCUGCCUGUUUUGUUGAAGAACAGGCAAUCGGUGAUGCAACGGAUGGUUGCCCCUUAUUUUGUAGGGAUGAGUCCUCCCGUGCAUGUGAGGGUUUAAUGCCGGGUUCAAAUGAGUCUGAGUCGGUAAUUUUAAGUCGGAUACAUCAUUCUCCUGAAAAUACACAUUGAGACAAUUUCUAUAUCCUUUGUUUUUAAAAUGUGUUUUUGCUUAGGGUUUUUUUUUUCCUCAUCCUGAUUUUGUUGCUUUUCUUCGAGUAAGGAAAUAAAGGAAAUCUGCCUUGGUUC